UUUAAAUGAUCAGCAGGGAUUUAAAGUUCAAAGAAAAUCAACUCUGCUUUUUUUCAUCACAUUCAAUUACUCCUCGGCUGCAAGGUGCAUUGAUAUCGAACAUCAAUUUCAUGAGCUAACAAGAAGACAACUCCUUGUCAAAGAUAUAAAACUGGAGAAGAAAUGAAUAUAGUUGCAGAAAUUGAUUAUAUAGUGACAGCAGCACUUGAUCACGUGAUACUGGAGACACCAAGCAGACACUGAUGAAAGGCUUACGACAACUGUGAAAACUGAGAAAAUCCUGAAACUGAACUGGACACUGCAACUGAGCUGACUCCAAAAGAUUUUCGGUUCCAUUGAAGUUUGAAGCCAGCAUCACAAGAUGAAUGCUGAAGUUUAAUUCCAAGAAAGGAAUGUUGGUUUGAAAGGUUAAAUGUGAACUGUGCAAGGAGAAAAAUAUUCAAAUCAAAACAACUCAACAAAAAGAGAAAAUACCCCAUGUAUCUUUAUACACAGGAUCUAUAGCCAGUGCCACCAACACAUCAACGUUAUACUUUCUUGGUCGAAUAUGAGAAUCCUACCGUGAAUAAAUUGAACAAACUGUGCUUCCAUUUCCAGAAAGUCAGCAGGCUACUGAUCUGUCCAUGACUGACCAGGGCUGACCACUGACAAGCACCAUGAUGAAUGUUAUCAACACCACCAACAAUGACACAGUGGGCAACCCCACAAAACACCUCCCAGAAGCAAUGUUCAUAUCAGCCGAGGUCUUAACAAUCUUGUUUGCAAUUGUGGGAUCUACAGGAAAUCUUUUAACAGUAAUUGCAAUUGUAUCAUCAAAUCUCAAAACAAAUCUCAACAGUAUUUUAAUCGGCAAUCUGAGUUUUGCCCAAGUGAUCUACUGUGUUCUCAUCCUGCCUCUCCAAGCCCUCACAUACCACUACCGAGACUGGAUUCUACCGUCGGACCUGUGCGUCCUCCAUGCAGCAGUCCGAUUCUGGCUGAUUGGCGUGAAUAUGAUGCUCCUGAGUGCUAUAGCUUUGUAUCGAUUCCUUCACAUCGUGCAUCCAACAAUCUACUCGAAGUUCUCCAGCCGAGGACCGUUUUUGGCAGUGGUAAUAAUCUGCUGGGUGUUUUCCCUGUAUUUCUGCAUCACACCGAUUAUUGGGAUAUGGGGAUCAUUCUCAUUUCAGGAGGCGAUUCUUCAGUGUACAUUCACCUUUAGUUCUAACAAGUCCCAUAAAAUAACCACAGUUACGCUAGGAUUUGUGAUACCAUGCAUUUUCAUCUGCUUCUGUUAUGCCAGAAUUGGAUGUAUGGCAUAUUUUUCCCGAAAACGAGUCACACGGACUGCCAGUCAAUAUCGAAGGCAAAAAGCUCAAAAAGAUUCCCUUCGUCUUACUGGAAUGAUGUUGUUUAUUUUCUGUGGAUUCCUUCUAGGUACAACCCCCUACUUUGUAAGCAAUAUCCUGGACCCCAAGGUGAAGUAUCCCCUGCCCCACAUCUGGGCUCCGUUCAUGGCCUGGCUCCUGUACUGCGUGAACCCAGUCAUCUACACCGUGAUGGACAGGAACUUCCAGAAUGCCUACCGAAGACUGUUGACCGGUCAACUGUGUGUCAAGGGAGACAACUCUCAGAGUCUGAACCAAGAGACGUCCUAUGCCCACCGAUAAUUGAAGGACCUGUGCACUUCAUUACAAUAGGAGUAAUCUGAACAGCCAUGCUACAUCGGGCCAUGCUCCUUACACCCUCUGCUAACGGCAGAACAACAAUGACAGAUUAGGCCAUGUUCCCUUGCUCAGUGGGAUGUACAUUGUCUAACGCAGGUGUCACUGUCCAGUAUGUGUAAGGGCUCACUCUAUGCCCUAUGAUGGAAGCAGUGUCUAAUAUCUACCACAGGUGUUACUGUCCAGUAUGUGUAAGGGCUCACUCUAUGCCCUAUGAUGGAAGCAGUGUCUAAUAUCUACCACAGGUGUUACUGUCCAGUAUGUGUAAGGGCUCACUCUAUGCCCUAUGAUGGAAGCAGUGUCUAAUAUCUACCACAGGUGUUACUGUCCAGUAUGUGUAAGGGCUCACUCUAUGCCCUAUGAUGGAAGCAGUGUCUAAUAUCUACCACAGGUGUUACUGUCCAGUAUGUGUAAGGGCUCACUCUAUGCCCUAUGAUGGAAGCAGUGUCUAAUAUCUACCACAGGUGUUACUGUCCAGUAUGUGUAAGGGCUCACUCUAUGCCCUAUGAUGGAAGCAGUGUCUAAUAUCUACCACAGGUGUUACUGUCCAGUAUGUGUAAGGGCUCACUCUAUGCCCUAUGAUGGAAGCAGUGUCUAAUAUCUACCACAGGUGUUACUGUCCAGUAUGUGUAAGGGCUCACUCUAUGCCCUAUGAUGGAAGCAGUGUCUAAUAUCUACCACAGGUGUUACUGUCCAGUAUGUGUGUAAGGGCUCACUCUAUGCCCUAUGAUGGAAGCAGUGUCUAAUAUCUACCACAGGUGUUACUGUCCAGUAUGUGUAAGGGCUCACUCUAUGCCCUAUGAUGGAAGCAGUGUCUAAUAUCUACCACAGGUGUUACUGUCCAGUAUGUGUAAGGGCUCACUCUAUGCCCUAUGAUGGAAGCAGUGUCUAAUAUCUACCACAGGUGUUACUGUCCAGUAUGUGUAAGGGCUCACUCUAUGCCCUAUGAUGGAAGCAGUGUCUAAUAUCUACCACAGGUGUCGCUGUCCAAUACAAUAAGGGGGUACCUUCUUGCCCCUACAUACAGUCUGCCUGUCUCACUAUGUGUACGGUUGUUCUGUAAGUUGGAAGGUAUGUCUGAACCAUUCACAAGAAAGUUAAGUCCCGUGACAUAUGUAUAAGGUCUACCAUGUACCUCAUUGUUUCAUGAAGACAUUUCUCAGGCAGGAGGAGGAAUGUAUAGUGUCCUGAUAAACAUGUGGUAGAAGUAAGUUGGUUUGUACAAGAACUACAUCAAUUCUAUCGAGUACAAAACAUGUUACAUUCGCUUCAAACGGAAAGCAGUAUGUGAUGUAGUGUUCCUGUUUUUUUAAUAUUCCUUGAGUUGUUCUGACAGACAUUUCUAAUUACCAUAACUGGUUUAGCAAUCCUAUUAUUUAAAACUUUACCAUCCAGUUAUAUCAAACUGAUCAAAUUUAGAAAACAAUCGCCAAUGUUUUCCACCAUUAUUUUAUCAGAGAUAGACAGAAAGAAAAAAGACAUGGAUUUUAUGAUGACAGCUUGUAUCCAAGCCUGAAGCCAGGUCAUUACGGACAGUACUUCUUGGUUUCUUCCAUUCUGUAGGUGAAGGUCACACAGUGCACUGAAGGAUACAUAGUAUUGCAGUACAGAAAGUAUUUACCAGUCAACAUUCAUUAAAGCAUGCAUCAGCUAGUCUGUCAAAAAGAACUAAAUACGAUAUGGCGCUGCCGUUCUUGUCUUGUUUUUCCGACUUUUAGAAAUGUCAUGUAAGCUGAUGAGCACUGUAAUAUAUUGAUAUGUUAUAUUUUGCUUGACUAUGAAUGUCAUGUAAAUGUAGCCUGAAACAAAACUGAUAACAUCACCAGGAAAAUACAACAACAUCCUUGCUCCUCAAACAAAUAAAAUAAAUGGAUAUAUUAGUGGAAUUUUCCGUUUACUCUUCAUUUUGAUUUUGAUUAAUUUAAACCUAAAUUUAAACUAAAAUGAAAAGAGUUACAAAAAGAAGUAAACCGAGUUUAUGUGGCUUUGUUUUAUGGUAUUGCUGGUCCAUUGGAUGGGUUGCAUGAAAAGAUGAACUCUGGAUUUGGAUUUAUUGAGGAGAGUCUGAAUUCUGCACACAAACAUAUCAAAAUUAUGGUUUGCAAACUUUCAGAGAGUAUCAAGAGGUUUCAAAUGAAAGAACUGCAUUACAAAAUGCUCUAAUUCUAAUAACUGUGGUCACAAUUGCCAGUGUCUGUCUCUCCUGCAGUCAUGGCAACCAUGAUGCAGACAAAAAACGAUGUCACAAAGAAACUUACUUGAUGUCAAGAUGUGCCAUAUGUUUCAUUAUGAUACAGGAUUAUGAACAGGUUUGUGUGGAUAUUGGAAACAGUGAACAUACAUUGUAAGGUUUACUUGUAUUACAUACAUGCUGACAUAUACAUCAUAUCAUAUGUUUUGAAUUGCUGUGUAAUACAGACAUUGUAUAUGUGAUAUGAGCAGAAUACACGCUAUCAACUACACUCAAUAACAGAGGAAGGAGGAUUAUUUUUGUAUUUUUAUUCAAUGUGGACUUUAUAUUAUAUUUUAACAUGAAUAUGUUUCAAUAUAUUUCAUAUGUAUGAAGGGUUUGAUUUGAUGUAUGCUUCAUUUUAAAACACUGAGAAAACACAUACAAGGGUAUGACAAAAUGAUACUAACCUGAUGUCUAGCUCUUUCUUAACAUGUGAUUUUCUUUCGCAUUUUGAGUUGAAAACUGAGAGUAAUGUGAUUUGCUUUAGACUGAAGGGAUCAAGGCUGUGGGUUAACCGAGGAUGAUAUUCCUGCCUGCAGCAUCCUGAUUAGAGACUGUUAACAUUUGUGUUUAUUCUGAUAAUACAAUUUUAUGAACUCCUUCAUUGAGAAAGUUUUUAAUGAACACAUCCAUGCAGCAGUCUCUUCUAACUGAAUUGCUGCACAUGAAUCUGAUGCUACGUGAAUUGAAUGAAGGCAAGAGAUUAAGGUCCCCAUGAUUGGACGACCAAAAAUAAUAAGGGACAUUACUUGAAUACCCUUCCAUAAAAUCUAAUUCUCCAUAAUUGCUUUCAAGGAAUACAAAACUUUUUCAUAAAAAUUCUCAGUCUCUGAAAUUAUGGUUUCAUGAAUAUUAGGCAUUACCAGUGCUUUUGAAAGGAAUAAUAUAAAUGAUGGUGUCACUUAGAGAGUUGUUUUUAAAUAUUUGACCUGAUUCUCUGCAUAUAUUUUGUAGAGUAACAAAAACAGAACAACUUAUAAAUGAGGAAACAGUUUUGCCAUAUUGAAUGACUUUUUGGUUUUAUAGAAAGACAUAAAGUUGGAUUUUUAGAGUUUUAUUCCAUAAUGUAAACUUAUAUGAAGCAAGAAAGUUGUGAUAGAAAGGUUCAGAACUUAUUAUACAAAUCUGUACUGACAUACUGUGAAAAAUAUAACAUUGUCAUAAUGUUUAGUUUCUCUUAGGACCUGACACAUAUUUGGAUUAACACAUUUUACCCUUGUGGAGCAUGAAACCCAGGUCUCCAGCACUACAGACUGAGGAGUUGAACCUCUCGGCCACCCUGCCACCUGAAUCAGGGAAGGGAUGCUAUAGCCUGGGUAAUGAUUGACUGACUGACUGAGUUUGGUUUUAUGCCGCUUUUAGCAAUAUUCCAGCAACAUCACGGCAGGGGACACCAGAAAUGGGCUUCACACAUUGUGCCCUUGUGGGCCUGGGUAAUGAACCGAUACAUGUGCUCUGAUGGAGACACAAACAUGACACAUGAAACAGGAAGUAAAGUGUGUACAAAUGAUUUUUGCUACUUCAGUAAAGAGAAGUAACGUGACUCAUCCUGAGAUAUGUAUGGUUACACAAGCUAAACCUAGGACCUGUCGUUUAUCUUUUGGCUUGUGUGUCUCAUCAACUGAUAUGCAAUGAAACUGAUUAACUAUAAAGAAUCUAAUGACCAUAGAUGUAUUUUAACACCUGUCAAUAGUCACAUGCAACAGGAAGCCAACAAUCCUAACUGAACUCUGGCAAUGAUGACAUGAUACACAAGACCAGGAUCCCUUCCCUACCACAUCCAGGUGACAGAUCAGGAUGCUACUGAAACAGUAGGCAGCACAGUAGGCAGCACAGUAGGCUAGCCAAGUGCCUAAAGUGUUCGCUUGUCACCCAAGUCACAGGUUCCAUUCCCCACAUUGGUACAAUGAUGUGCGAAGCCCAAUUCUGGUGUUCCCUACCUUGCUAAAAUGUUGCUGGACAUAAAGAAUUGGAAUCUGGAUUUCAUUUUCUUGUUAUUCUUUAAGACAACGUUUUGGGGCCUGUUCCAGCCCCAUCAGGUAAAACUAAUGAACGGUAACAGAUCAGAAUAAAAAGAAGAUGAAAUCCAGAAAUUUCUUUAUGUUCAUCAAAUAUGAUCUUCUCAAAUGCCAAUCAAGCAUCUAGCUGUAGGCCACUGACUGCUCCAAGCAGGGAUAAUCCACUCGAUCAUAUCUACUUCCUGCAUUGUCGCCCACAUGUUGAAAUAGAGAGAGUUCAGGUGCUAAUAAGCACCCUGUGAUAGAUAUCUACUGUAUCCUGCCUGUCAUCGUCUCAAACAGCUCAUUACAACUUGUAGCAUUAUAAUCACAUUUGUCACACAAGAUGAAACAAGGCUGCUUCAUGCGUGAUUCCUUAAUUGAUAGUUGAGCAUAUCUAAAACUGAUACCGGUAUUCAACACUGCAAUCUGCAUGCAAUGAAAAUUUUUAUUCUUGGCAUUCUUAGCUUGAGUGAUCUGCUAAAUGAAGGUGAAUUGACAAUGACAAAGUGCUGUUGACACAAAGCUGACAUCAAUGGAAUGAAUUCCAGAAACCAACCCUGGAAUAUUCCUGUGGGGAGACACAUACUCCAAGGCCAAGGGAAAUUCCCAAGACUAGUCGGAUUAAUGACAUUAUCUGGUCUAUUGGAAAAACCAACACACUUCCAUUGACAAGCAAUGCAUAAUAACAGCCUUAUUAGCAUGUCCACAACCAUGUAGAAACAGGUAUAUGCUCAGCCAGGACAUCAUGGGACGUGUUUUAUUGGUCACAGACGAUGGUGAUAAGGAAAUAAGAUAAAAUUCCUUCAAAUUCAUACCAUAAUUCAAUAAUGUCGGCUCUUCAAGUUUAAAAUACCUUUUUACAUAUUCAUCAUCUUUGUGUUACUGGAAUAUACAAUAUAUACAGAAUGGAAUAAUGCAGUCGGUUCAUGUUCUGGUCGUAUCAUGGUGGUGGCAUUUAGAAUGGAUGAAAGCACAUGAACAACAGAAUCCCAAGGUUUACACGUUGAAACACCUUCACACCUUGAGACCAUGAAAGCAAUGGAACCCUGACCUUUACCUUGUGGCAGGUUGGGGAUAGUUCCCCCGGAGUUUUGAGCCUUAAGCCAUGACCAAGAAGUAGCAUAACAUGCAUCACUGUCCAUCGAACCAUGUCAGAAAUCUUCUACAUGAAUAAUGUGUCCUGACACAACCAUUGAAAGUUGGGAGCUAACAGAUGACCCCUAGUUGUCUCCCCUUGCGACAGAACGAGGAUUUCUGACAUGAUCUUCUAUUUUCUUUGUGAUAUUGAGCAAUGUUGCCAUGGCAUAGAUAGCAGGGAUACACACUGUUCUGUACAUGAAUGGACACUCUUCCAUAUACAGGACCUGUUAUUCCUGAAACAUUUAAAAUUGUCGUAGAUCAGACUCAUUCUAACAUGAAUGAAGUUUCUUUUGAGAUGAAAGAGGUUUCAUUCUGAGAUGGAUGAGGUUUUAUUCCCAGAUUAUGAGGUUUCAUUCCAAGUUGAAUGAGGUUUCAUUCUGAGAUGAAAGAGGUUCCUUUGACUGUUUGUCAUGGUGAAGCACUGGACAAACCAGGGCACACCGUCCUGCUGAAUUACUGUGUGUGAAGUAUUCAGAUAAUGCUACUGAGUUAACUAGGCACGUUACGCCGUUGUUACUGUUAAGAAAUGGCCAUAUUACUGAGUGUCUUGAUUACCGAGUGGCUGGAUUAGAGUCUAUUGUACAAUAACCAAAGUCUGUAUAAACUAUAUAUAUUGAGUCUUUGCUGUAUUUGAAUAUAGAGUCUUUAUUUCUGUUACAUAUUUGUUACUGUAUAUAAUAUGUACAUGAUGUAUGAAAAAUGACAUAUUUUGUUAGACAUGAAUUUGUUUGUGAAAAUCCUGUGAUUGUGUAAAUAAUUAGUGCAUCUUGUUAUGAAUAGUGUCAUGUACUUGCCCUCUAUGUGGAAGUGAUUGUUGACGAGUUGCUUGUAUUGUGUGGCGCAAUGUACAGUGAGACAAUAAAGUGCUGUCAAUAUUUA
Haliotis rubra (blacklip abalone) is the source of this 7955-nucleotide messenger RNA. RefSeq names its product protein trapped in endoderm-1-like. Gene Ontology annotation, biological process: G protein-coupled receptor signaling pathway. Gene Ontology annotation, molecular function: G protein-coupled receptor activity. Lineage: Eukaryota; Metazoa; Mollusca; Gastropoda; Lepetellida; Haliotidae. The transcript has 4 exons. Gene Ontology annotation, cellular component: membrane. The record is from RefSeq and is a predicted model, not a curated record. The coding region runs from base 657 to 1649 and encodes 330 amino acids.